GCCCCAGGGACUGCAGCUGCUCCUCAGUCUGCCAGGUUCUGCUCGGGGACGCCACGGCCGGACCUCCUCUCUGAGCGUCUCUGCUGGGUUUGGGCCCCAGGAUUGUGGGCAGCGCUGAAGGAGCGGGACCACAGGAACACCUGAACCUGGACGCUCUUCACCUUCCUGGUCAUUAUCAUCCAUCCAUCAUCCAUCAUGGCAGGGUGCAGGAUUGGGGCGUGGUCUGCAGGGGAGAGAGGGAGUGCGGGGGAGUGACGCACAGGUGACGCGGCUGGAACAGCUGAUGGUGCACAGGUUCAUUAGUUCCUGGUGGCUGAACACUGCGAGGGGACUAAGUGAGGGAUCCACAGUCCAGAAUCCAGCAUGGCCGAAAUCGUGAACACGUUGCCAUUCUUCUAUGGCAACGUCACUCGGGAGGAAGCGGAGAGCUACCUGAAGCAGGCUGGCAUGGGCACCGGCUUGUACCUGUUACGCCAAAGCCGAAAUUACCUGGGAGGCUUUGCGCUGUCCGUGUCCCACUCGGGCCGCUGCUACCACUACACCAUCGAAAGGCAGCCCAAUGAGAUGUUUGCCAUAGCUGGUGGGAAGAGCCACAGGAGCCCCAUGGAUGUGAUUGAUUACCACUCCCAGGAGAUGGACGGGCUCGUGUGUCUGCUGAAAAAGCCCUGCAACAGGCCCAAGAACAUGCAGCCGAAGGUGGGCCCCUUCGAGGACUUGAAGGAAAAGCUGAUCCGGGAAUAUGUCAAGCAGACCUGGAACCUGCAGGGAGCCGCUCUGGAGCAGGCCAUCAUCAGCCAGAGGCCUCAGCUGGAGAAACUCAUCUCCACCACUGCUCACGAAACCAUGCCCUGGUUCCACGGACCAAUCGCACGCGAGGACUCGGAGCCCAGGCUUCAAAACGGGCACCGGACAAAUGGAAAAUUCCUGAUUCGACAGCGAGACCAGUCUGGAUCCUAUGCUCUGUGUUUGCUGCACGAAGGGCUGGUGAUGCAUUACCGCAUCGACAGGGACCAGACCGGCAAGCUCUCCAUCCCAGACGGCAAGAAGUUUGACACCCUGUGGCAGCUGGUGGAGCACUACUCCUACAAACCUGACGGCCUGCUGCGAGUCCUCACGGAGCCCUGUCCAAGGCCUGACGGAGACACUGUGCUGAUAGGGCGCCUGCCACUUUCACGGGACCUUCCUGGAUUUGGUUCUGCCAUCCAAAGUGUCGCUGAUGGAUUCUUUUCCAGAAUCAGGAAUGCUCAGUCUCUGCUGCCUGGAAAAAAGAGACGUGGAUCUCAGCGUAGCAACGCCGAUAAUCUCAAUCCAUAUGAAACCAGGCUGGGUAAUGAAGCAGCAAUGCCAAUGGAUACAGAAGUUUACGAGAGUCCGUACGCUGAUCCUGAUGAACUGAGGAGCUCCACCGUGGACCGCAGCCACCUGAUGUUGGAGGACGGGGAGCUGGGUUCAGGGAACUUUGGCACUGUAAUAAAGGGCAUCUACAAGAUGAGAAAGACAGAGAAACAAGUUGCAGUGAAGAUUCUGAAGAACGAUGACAACAACGCGUCGGUGCGAGAGGAAAUGCUGAGAGAAGCCGACGUCAUGCAGCAGCUGGACAAUCCUUACAUCGUUCGGAUGAUCGGCAUCUGUGAGGCCGAGAACCUCAUGUUGGUCAUGGAGCUGGCCGAGCUGGGGCCGCUGCACAAGUUCCUGCAGAAAAACAGGCAAACGUCCCUGAAGAACAUCACGGAGCUGGUCCACCAGGUGUCUAUGGGCAUGAAGUACCUGGAGGAGCAUAACUUUGUACACAGAGACCUCGCUGCCAGAAACGUCCUGCUGGUUACGCAGCACUACGCCAAGAUCAGUGACUUCGGCCUGUCCAAAGCUGUGGCAGAGGACCAGAACUACUACAAGGCCAAGGGUCAUGGGAAGUGGCCCGUGAAAUGGUACGCUCCCGAGUGCAUCAACUACUUCAGGUUCUCCUCCAAGAGUGACGUGUGGAGCUUCGGAGUCCUCAUGUGGGAGACGUUCUCCUACGGCCAGAAACCGUACAAGGGAAUGAAAGGAAACGACGUGAUGCAGAUGAUUGAGGGCGGGCAGCGUAUGGACGCCCCGGCCAACUGUCCACCGGAGAUGUACGAGCUCAUGAGGACCUGCUGGACCUACAAGGCAGACGAGAGGCCCGGCUUUUCUGUUGUGGAGCCAAGACUCCGAGAGUAUUACUACGACAUCGCCCAGUGAUUCUUCACAUUGAUGUCAUGAGGUCAUGCGAGCUCUUGGUUUAUCUCAGACAAAUGGCCUCUGGUUUAGAAACGCUGUAAGAUGUAGACUUGGACUCUGGAUCUGAUUCACUAUCCUAAAUAUCGGAGCGGCUCAGGUCCAGGACACGAAAGCACGAAGCAUCCGCCACUUGGAGGCCUCGUUUCCUGAAAACGUGUUGAAGUGGCCCACGCAGCCCCUGGCAUGACCCCUGCUGAAGACGUCAGGGGACGGAGGUCCUGCAUGGACUAAACAUUGCUUCUAGACUAAAAAGAUCUGCGUGAACGUGUGAACGUGUGAAUGAGUGGGUGAAUGGGUGUGGCUUAUAGUGAAAAAACGCUCCAAUUGGCCGACCAGUUUGGAAAGCUUCUAUCAGACGAAUGUUUUGUUACUUCUGCUUUUCUUAUUUGGAUGUCAGCAACCUGAAAUGCAUUUUAGUCGUUUUACUGACAACAGUUUGCAUGAAAUAAUUAGUUCAUCGUGCUUGAAAAUGAAGGGCGUGGUAUGUGUGACAGACGUCCCACCGUGUUCCUACACCUGAGUCCCUUGUUGUCUCAGACACCAUCAUCAUAUUAUCGCUUUGUUUACUGUGAUUCAUCUAAGCUGUUAAACCUGUUCAGUAUUUUACAAUAAACAUCCACAAACGGUGAACCAAAGAUGUUUUCAUCAUUUGAAGAUUGAAGAGCACAAUUAAUCCAAGCCUGCCGAUGUCUUGAAUGUGGUUUUUAGUGAUACAGUGGGGGCAAAAAG
Cololabis saira (Pacific saury) is the source of this 2991-nucleotide messenger RNA. RefSeq names its product spleen tyrosine kinase (gene syk). Lineage: Eukaryota; Metazoa; Chordata; Actinopteri; Beloniformes; Belonidae. The record is from RefSeq and is a predicted model, not a curated record. The transcript is spliced from 15 exons. Gene Ontology annotation, biological process: macrophage activation involved in immune response; neutrophil activation involved in immune response; cell surface receptor protein tyrosine kinase signaling pathway. Bases 364 to 2223 code for a protein of 619 amino acids. Gene Ontology annotation, cellular component: cytoplasm; extrinsic component of cytoplasmic side of plasma membrane. Gene Ontology annotation, molecular function: non-membrane spanning protein tyrosine kinase activity; signaling receptor binding; ATP binding.